Molecule: messenger RNA, 1791 nt
Organism: Mangifera indica (mango)
Lineage: Eukaryota; Viridiplantae; Streptophyta; Magnoliopsida; Sapindales; Anacardiaceae
Product: UDP-glycosyltransferase 92A1-like
Exons: 1
Coding region: 91-1596 (501 amino acids)
Molecular function (GO): UDP-glycosyltransferase activity
Source: RefSeq, a predicted model, not a curated record
AAAUAAAAUACAUAGGAAGGAAGUAUUGAUAACUCUAUCGCCCUCCUUCGCCUUAGACGAUCUUCUCUUCUCUGCAACAGCCGAAAAGAAAUGCCGGAAACAAAAGAAAAUAUUAUACUCUUUCCAUUCAUGGCACAAGGCCAUAUAAUUCCCUUCCUCGCCUUGGCUUUUCACAUUCAAAAAACCAGAAAAAACUGCACCAUAACUUUUGUCAACACCCCUUUGAACAUCAAGAAACUCCGCUCAUCUCUCCCUCAAAACUCCUCCAUUAAUCUUGUUGAAAUCCCUUUCAACAGUUCACUUCACGGCCUCCCACCAGACUCUGAGAACUGCGACGCUCUCCCUUAUUCUCUCAUCAUUCAACUCCUGAGAGCUUCGGCUUCCUUGAAGCCUGGUUUCAGAGAGCUCAUAGACGAUCUUAUUUGCAGGAACAAUGGCGCCGACGCCCCGCUUUGCAUUAUUGCUGAUAUCUUUUUCGGGUGGACGGCCAGUGUUGCUCAAGAGUUCAAUUUGUUUCAUGCCAUUUUUAGUGGCGCUGGAGGAUUCGGCUUGGCUUGUUAUUACUCGGUCUGGAGAAAUUUUCCGCAUAAGAAAACUGAAUCGGAGGAUUUUUUGUUGCCGGAUUUUGAAGAAGCUGGAAAAAUUCAUAAGACACAAUUGGCUUUAAGUAUGCUUGAAGCUGAUGGUUCUGAUCCUUGGUCACUUUUCCUAGGGGAGAAUUUACCAGAAUAUGUGAAUUCAAAUGGUAUUUUGUUCAACACGGUUGAAGAAUUCGACAAGCUUGGAUUGAUGUAUUUUAACAGAAAACUAGGCAGGCCAGCUUGGGCAAUUGGGCCAAUUUUUUUAUCUUUAGACAACAGAGCACAGACUGCAAAAGGCAAAGAAUCUGGAAUCAGUUCAGAAAUCUGCAAAGAAUGGUUAGAUUCAAAGCCUGAUAAAUCAGUUUUGUACAUUUCAUUUGGGUCAAUGAACACAAUCAGCUUGUCACACAUGAAAGAACUGGCCAUUGCUUUGGAAGCAAGUGAAAAAAAUUUCAUCUGGGUUAUUAGGCCGCCAAUCGGGUUUGACGUAAACUCAGAAUUUAGAGAAAAAGAAUGGCUGCCUGAAGGGUUUGAAGAGAGGGUGAUUUCGGGUUCAAAAAGAGGUCUUUUGGUGAAAAAAUGGGCACCCCAAGUGGAGAUUUUGUCACAUAAAGCAAUAGGUGGAUUUUUGAGUCAUUGUGGGUGGAAUUCCGUGCUUGAAGCGUUGAUCCAUGGGGUGCCGAUUCUGGGGUGGGCGAUGGCAGCCGAGCAGUUUUUUAAUGUGAAGUUUUUAGAGGAGGAGAUGGGAAUUUGUGUGGAGGUGGCGAGAGGGAAGACUUGUGAAGUGAGACACGAAGAUAUAGAGGCAAAGAUUGAGACGGUGAUGAGUAUGGAAAGUAAGAAAGGGAAUGAAAUUAGAAGAAAUGUUUGUAAAGUGAAGGAGAUGAUUAAGAAUGCCAUGAGAGAUGAAGAAAAUUACAAGGGAACUUCAGUGAAAGCCAUGGAUGAUUUUUUCAAAGCUGCAUUAUCAAUGAAAGAGAAGAACAAGAAGAAAGGGCUCAUUAAUGGAGUUUGAGCUGGUUUGUAAUUAGUACUCUAUCAAGUAAUAAAAUGUUUUCAAAUUAGAAAAUAAAUAGCCACUAGAGAUCAUUGUUUGUGUUCAAACUUAAGGUUACCAAGCGGCUGUCUCCUUAAAUUUUAUGAGUUAGUAUUGUUAUUCACAAAAAUUCCUAGUGAAGGAAAUAAUAAAUCAUAUUACCAUCGUGAGAAA